Cotesia glomerata is the source of this 1039-nucleotide messenger RNA. Its product is annotated as speckle-type POZ protein B-like. Gene Ontology annotation, cellular component: cytoplasm. Gene Ontology annotation, biological process: proteasome-mediated ubiquitin-dependent protein catabolic process; regulation of proteolysis. The record is from RefSeq and is a predicted model, not a curated record. Gene Ontology annotation, molecular function: ubiquitin protein ligase binding. The coding region runs from base 50 to 1015 and encodes 321 amino acids. NCBI's taxonomy places the organism in Eukaryota, Metazoa, Arthropoda, Insecta, Hymenoptera, Braconidae. The transcript is spliced from 3 exons.
AUAGCUAACCUAAAUAUUAUUCAAAAACAACCGGUAUAUAUUAAUCACAAUGAGUCUUACUAUUGACGAAAAAAAAGACGACUACGUUAAAGUUACUUGGCCUGUUAAACUUUGUGAGUUUCUCGCAAGAUGUUAUCACUCAGAUCAAUUCAGGAUUGAUAAUGUCAACAACGUUAUUUUUAGUAUGAAAUUAGAACUAGGUAGUUCAUUAUCAAACCCAACUUUAAAUUUAUCGGUACAAAAAUCAAAUUCAGAAGCAGCUCAUGCUUUAAUCAAGAUGAUGGUUGGUAACUCGCCGACUCAGACUGUUACUAAUGAUUGGAAGAGGUCCUGUUAUAUUUCAAAAUCGAUGACUGUUUCUGGACAAACACUAAGUCGAAAUUUGUAUGAUAAUAACUAUGGUAGUACUCAUUAUUACUACGAAAUCCCUAUUACGUGUGAGAUAUUUUGGAGAAGUAAAAUAAAUCGUAAUCUUAACAACAAUCUGUAUCAUGAGGUCCAAAAGUUCUACAACUCGGAAGAACUUAGUGAUGUUACAAUUAUUGUUGGAAAGGUUAAAAUUCCAGCGCAUAAAGUUGUUUUAGCCGCUCACAGUGAAGUUUUCUCAAAAAUGCUGCAAUCUGAAAUGAAAGAAGCUAAAGAAGGUGAAAUAAACAUUGAAGAUCUUGAUCCAGAAAUAAUUCUUGAAAUGCUGCAUUAUUGUUACAAGGGAGAGACUAAGGCAAGCCAGGAUACUGAAGUAGCGUUGCAGAUGCUUGAAGUUGCUGAUAUUUAUCAAAUUUUUAAGCUCAAGAUUAUUUGUGAGUCUACGUUGAUGGACAAUAUGUCUACAGAUAAUGUUCUCAACAUAAUUGACGCAGCUGAUGAUCAUAACGCAGAAGAUUUACGCCGAAGUGCAAUUACUUUUAUCGUUGCUCACAGCAAAAAAGUUUUGGCUUCAAGUAAAUUUCAGCAAUUGUUUUAUAGAAAACAAGACUUGAUGUUCGAGCUAAUGUGCGCUGUCGGAAACAAAUAAAAAAAAAAAAUUAUUAAGAUUUUU